AUGUAUAUAUCAUCAUUUAGUGAUGAUGAUAAUACUAAUCAAUCGAUACUAACAUUUGAUACUUUAUUAAAACAUACAUUAUGUUCAUUUGCACGUUCUCAAGUACUUUUUACGGCUAUUCGACUUGAUCUAUUUACUAUAAUUGAAGAAUCUCCGACAAGUUCAUUAUCCUAUGAAGAAUUAAAAAAAUAUCAAAUCUCAUUAACAAUGUUAUCCUAUCUUGUUUAUUUACGUUUAUUGAAACGUUGUUCAAAUUCAAAUAAUUAUGAAUGUACAUCAGUCACACGUACAUAUCUUGUUUCUUCUCGUGAAAAUUAUGUUGGUUUCGGUAUUGGAGUUUGGGAUCAUCGUCGUUUAUAUACAUUUAUUCUUCGUUUAAAUGAAACAUUACGAUAUGGUAUAAGAACAAGUGAAGAAAGUAAUGAACAAAUAUGUCUUUGGACAAUAUUUGAACAAAAACAUGAUCCAAUGAUAUAUUUUGCACGAAUAAUGUCAUCAUUUACUCGUUGUACAAUCAAUGAAUUAUGUGAUCAUGUUGAUUUGUCAUCCUAUUCAACAUUACUUGAUAUUGGUGGUUCAUUAGGUGAUCUUAGUCGAACAAUUGUUAAACGAUAUCCACAUAUCAAUGCAUUUAGUUUUGAUUUACCUGAACUUACUUCUUAUGCAUCAUCAUUAAUUACGGAUCAUUCCAAUGUUCAUUAUAUAGCUGGUAAUUUUUUUGAAGAUAAAUGGCCAAAUGAAAUUAUUGAAAAAAGUUUAUUGAUUGAUCUUAUUUCAGUUAAAUAUAUUCUUCAUGAUUGGUCAUAUAAACAACGAAAAUUUUUAAUUGAAAAAUUUUAUAAAUUAUUAAAAACUAAAAUAGAAAAUAAUGGUGGAAAUGGUACAUUAUUAAUUAUUGAAAAAAUGAUUGAUAAAGAUCGUUUAAAUUCAACAUCAUUAUGUACUAGUAUAUCAAUGGCAAUUGAAUGUGGUGAUGGUAUUGGUUAUGAUGCAACAGAAUAUGAAUAUAAACAAUUAUUAAUUCAAAUCGGUUUUCAACGUAUACAAAGUAUACAAUUAAGUGGACCCAUGGUGGCUUUAUUUGCUAAUGUCAUAUAA
This is a messenger RNA of Adineta steineri, 1098 nucleotides long. The record is from the annotation of a GenBank genome assembly. NCBI's taxonomy places the organism in Eukaryota, Metazoa, Rotifera, Eurotatoria, Adinetida, Adinetidae.